AUAUCAACAAAAAUAUGUAGCCUAGUCAUAGUAUUAAAGAUGGAUUUUUCAUGGGCCAAGCGGUAUCCAGACGUUUACAAAAUAUGCACACUAUUUCAACUAUGUGAACUAUCGGCACCACUAAAAUACAAUUAUACCCCACUAACUGGGUACCUACAAAACGGACCACAGUGCGGUUUGGUUGCUUUGGCAAUGAUUCAGGGGAACCCAACAAACGAAAGUGUUUUAAAAAUAUUCAAUAUUGCCAAAAAUAAUGAUUUUACACACAAUGGAGAGAUAUUAAGUGCUGAAUAUAUGAAAAUAUUGGCUGAAGAUGUAUUGGGGGGUGAUUAUUUAGUUAAAUUGAAUACUGAAGGCUUGAAUAAUCAAAAAAUAAAGGAUUUUUUACUUGGUGGUGGGUUUGUGUUAAUUCCUUAUGAUACGGAAAAAGACAACUCCCCAGGCUUUUUAAAAGGACACAAAGCCCAUUGGGCAGUUAUUUCUGGAGGUAUUGAAACAGUUACCAAUUUUUAUGUUUUGGCAAGACAUGGCAAAGCAAAAAAUGUGUGUAUAUGGAGUUUAAGCAUUCUGGCUGAAAGCAACAUGCAAUUAUACGAGUUUUCUCCAGACAAAAAGUUACAGGAUAUUGAAUAUAAGUUGCCUAAAGGUGGAAUAAGUGGACAUAAUGGUAUAAAUGGAAAAUCAGUGCUGAUCUUGAAAAAAUGAAUUAUUUAUAAAAUAAUUAAAU
Molecule: messenger RNA, 727 nt
Organism: Brassicogethes aeneus
Lineage: Eukaryota; Metazoa; Arthropoda; Insecta; Coleoptera; Nitidulidae
Source: the annotation of a GenBank genome assembly